Sinocyclocheilus anshuiensis is the source of this 2055-nucleotide messenger RNA. RefSeq names its product DENN domain-containing protein 2D-like. The record is from RefSeq and is a predicted model, not a curated record. The transcript has 11 exons. NCBI's taxonomy places the organism in Eukaryota, Metazoa, Chordata, Actinopteri, Cypriniformes, Cyprinidae. Gene Ontology annotation, cellular component: cytosol; nucleoplasm.
GUGUGUGUAUGUGAGAGUGUGUGUGUGUGUUCAGAGCGCAGCUCCUCUGAUCCCGGCAUGUAUCCGGUUCCAGCCGUGGCGCCUCCUGCAGGACGGGAGCGCAGUCACAUGGGUCAGCUGUUCUUCGAGUAUCUGCUGGUUGUCAGUCUGAGGAAGAGGAGGAACGAGGAAGGUUACGAGCCCCACAUCACCUACCAGUUCCCCAAGCGUGAGGUGAUGGGCCGUCUGCAGCGUGAGGAAGAGGAGAAGUGCAUGAAGGCCGCUCAUCUCUUCUGCUUCCCAGAGGGAAUCAACUGGGCUCCUCUGACCGAAUACAGGAGUGAAACGUUCUCGUUCGUUCUGACUGAAGUUGAUGGCAGCAGGAGGAACGGAUACUGCAGGAGACUGCUGCCGGACGGCCGCGGCGCUCGUGUUCCAGAGGCGUACUGCAUCAUCAGCAGCGUGGCGUGUUUCGGACUAUUCUCAAAGAUCUUUGACGAGGUGGAGAAGCGCAGGCAGAUCUCCAAAGCCAUGAUCUAUCCGUUCAUGCAGAGCCUGCGGGAGGCGCCGCUGCCCUCGCCCGGAAACACCGUCACCGUCAGCAGCUUCAUCCCGGACGCCGGGACCGAGAUCAUCAGUCUGACGCGGCCCGCAUAGUCCUGGCUCGAACACGUGGACUUCCACACGCUCUUCCGCUGCCUGAGCGACGAGGAGGUGCUGAUGGUGUUCGCCGCCACCGUCACGGAGCGACGGAUCAUCUUCAUCUCUGAGGAGCUCAGCACUCUGUCGCAGGUCCUUCACGCUGUAGCUGCUCUCUUGAAUCCGUUUGUGUGGCAGCACACGUUCAUAUCAAUCGUUCCUACGGUUCUGAUUGAUGUUUGUGCAGCGCCAACACCGUACCUGCUGGGAGUCCAGAAGAGCAUGCUGGACCUGGUGACGGACCACAGCGACCUGAUGAUUGUCGAUCUGUCGCCCGGAGCAGAAACUAAAUUCAUCACGAGAAUUGGAGACGAGGAGUCUCUCCUGCCCGCUAAGCUGAAGGAGGAGCUGCUGUCGCGGCUGUCCACGUGCACACGCCACGCCUCGACGGAGGAGCUGAACCGACUGGUGUCAGAGGCCUUCCUGUCCGUCUUCGUCAGGAGCGUGGGUCACUUCUCGCAGCACGUCAAGAGGUGCGCGAACGGCCGCCAGUUCCAGAAGAAGAGCUUCCUGAAGGCCGUGGAACACAAGUCACACCUGAACUUUGUCAAGCUCUUCAUCCAGACGCAGAUGUUCGAUCUGUUCAUUCAGGAAGAGGAAACGCAGCCCAACCCUAACGUGUUCUUUCACAGGAAGGUGUCAGAGUAUCACGAGAGGAAGAAGAGGGAGAAGAUGAAGGCCGGAUGGGUGCGAGGAGUGGUGGUGUAAACGAGUGCAGCUUUCCUAUCGACAUUCCAUUAACAUACUUCAGACAUUGUCAAUAUUUAAUGCUGUUUAUUUGUAUCUCGUUUUAACACAAUAAAAGAUAAAGCGAGCUGAUACAAUGUUUGUUUGCGAGUUAAGCGAGUGAUUUUAAACGGGAACAAAUCCAGCUCAUAUUUCACCUCAAACUUGUUAUACAUGUGUACGUUUUAUUGCCAGCGAUGAUUCUCAUUGAUGCGAAACAGUAUUUUUGUAGCAUUGCAAUAAUCAGUACAAUAAACAUUUUAUUUAAAUCAUCUAAAAUAUAUUAUUUGCAUAUUUCAUGCCUUUUAAAUGAGGCUUUUAUUUUAGUUUUCCAUGAUGAAAUAAGAGCUAUAAAUGUUCUUUUUGCAUAAAAUCCACCCACUAAUGUCAACUUUAAUAACAUAAUCAAAGCAGUUAGGUGUUUGGAUAAAAAUAUGCAUUAAAAAUGCAUACUUCUAAACAAAAGUACAGACUAUAGAACAUGUUUCCACUAACGAACUUACAAUAGAAAACAAACAAGAAGUGUGUAAUACCUGCUAAACUCAGUAUUUAGAGCAUUGUUUCAGAUGGUUGUGUGAAGGUUGUACAAACAUUACAUUUUUACAUUUAUAUAGCGCUUUUCUAGGCACUCAAAGCACUUUACAUUGUCAG